AUGAGUGGUGGCGUCAAUGUGAAGUCGGCCCCCCGGGCUCCCCCCUCGUCAGGAAUCCCCCUCCCACACAGCCUGUUGCCCUCCUCCCCAAAAGCAGACACCCGCCGCCGGGCUAGUGACCUUCCCAGGCCCUCGACACAUACCCCGAAACACACACCCACACACACUCCCACACACUCACCCAGGAACUCUCCUUUACUUUGCCCACGGGGCUCCGGCAUCCCCGGGCCGUCCUCCAGGGACCUGAAGAGAGACGCCGGCCUGAAAAGUCAGCUCUUCCAGCGGACUGGAGCACUCCCUUCUCCCCAGGUGUCACGCUCUGCUUACAGCAGCCCGUUAAUACAGCGCAGAGUACCGUCACCACACUCCAAAGACACACUGGAUCUGGGAAAACCUGCCACACCCUCACAGUUUCUACAUGAUGGCAAUCGCAACAGAAACACCUUCACCAAUAAGAACCAAACCAGCAACCUGCGACCACCGCUCCAGUUCAGAAGAGGAGACAACUCCAACACGAGUGAGGUUAUGCCACAAAGAGAGGAAGAGCCUCCGGAAAACCACCCAGCUCAGACCGCCAUGUCCACCAACGGAAACCUUCGCCCCUCUCUCGCUCAAACAAGCUACGAGCACGCCAUCAGAGGUCGCAGUGACUCCACCAGCCAAUCAGAUGAGGAGAUGGGAACUCCUGAGGACAGCAGUCCAGCAUCUUCUCCUUUUCUCCUGCCGCUGCCACCGAUCUCAUUCACAAUGCCAGUGAAGUCCAAAGCUGCUUUUGAUAUGCUGGAUCAAAGUCUGGACAAGGAGGCUGCGUCUACAGAGACACACACGCCCAGGGUCAACAUGGCUACUGUGGCUCCUUUCAGCUACAGGCUGCAUGCGCAGGAAAGCGACUUUUCAGUGGACGAACUGAGUGACUGCUCAUCUGGAUCCAUAGAAGUCUGCUGUGAUGACCUCACACUAGGAGGGAUGCUGGAGGCUAAUGUGGCUAACAUUAGCAUGACGGCCAAGCCCAGAGAGCUGGAUCUGAGGUCUGCUGCUGUCUCCUGCCAGGAAACUUCAGCCCAGGCCAUGGCCUCUAGGAAGCCCCCAGCCAAGCCCUCCGCUCUGCCCCAGGGACCUUCACGUCCCUCGGGGUCCGAGCUCAAGGUCUACAGGCCCUCCUCUGGAUCUAUCCCCAUCCCAAUCCCUAAUCCGUCCGGUCUCCGCAAGCAGCGAUCGCUGAACAACUUGUGUGUGCUCACAGAUGCUGAGAAGAAGCUACACCUGUACCAAUCUCCUCGAUGGAGCGAUGAUACGAGCCGGCCUGGCAAUGGCACCAACAAGCCGGGCCAGACUAAGACAGGUCAGGCUGGGGGCGGGAAACCACAACUUUGCCGGACCCUUUCAAAGUCGGAACAGUCUCUUUUCCAGGGGAAGCCAAAAUCUUUCUGCUGCCCGUCUGUGACUUCUAACGGAGGCAAGCCGAGUCGAAUCCCCGCCCCUGGUAAACCACGGGGACCUUAUGCUGAGGUCAAGCCCAUCAGCAAGACCUCUGAACCGGGCCAGAGUGUAGACACAGACCCUACUGACCAUCCAACAAAAGCUAACUCCAAUGGAGCUGGGAAUACUGGGACUAACGGAAAGAAACUAGGGGAGAAGGGGAGAUCUGCAGCUCUGUCAGCAGAGGAGAAGAAAGAGAGGAAGGGGAUAGAGGGAGAAGAUGAUAAGAGCUUUCUGAAGGUGGACCCAGAAUUAGUGGUGACGGUUCUGGGGGACCUGGAGCAGCUGCUCUUCAGCCAAAUGCUUGAUCCGGAGUCCCAGAGGAAGAGGACUGUGCAAAAUGUUCUGGACCUUCGACAGAACCUGGAGGAAACCAUGACCAGCCUGAGAGGGGUGCAGCUCAGCCACAGUUGUGUGGAGGGGACCAUGUGCUACGACAGUGACGAAGCUGCUGCGUUCUCAAUUUCCAGUCUGUCAAAUCGCUCCUCUCCGUUGUCAUGGCGGCAGGGUCAAGCCAGCCCCCGUCUGCAGGCAGGUGAAGCUCCAUCUACGGGUAACACCCAGUCAGACGUCCCCCUCCGGAUCAGCCACACUGCUCGUAUCCAGCUCAUUGAAGCCCUGGAUGACUCGGAUCCCUCCCUUCUGAAGGGAGAUUACCUCAGCAGCAGCAACCUCAGCAGGAAGAGCCCAUGUGAGGAUGAUGACGACGACGAUGACGAUAUUGAUGAUCUGGGGAAUGGUUGGGAUGAGAGCAGUUCCAUCAGCAGCGGUUUGAGUGACGGCUCAGACAACCUCAGCUCUGAAGAGUUCAACACCAGUCCCACUCUCAACUCCCUCCCGACCACUCCCAUUGGCUCCCGCAGAAACUCAGCCAUAGUGAUGCGUACGGAUGCAGAGAAGAGAUCUCUGGUGGAGAGCGGUUUGUCCUGGGACACUGAUGAUACCAAACCCAGUCGCAAGAGCCAGGGCGGCGGCGUCUACGAUACAGGAAGUCUCAAGUCCGAAUCGGCCAAUAAAUGGAAAAAGACACGGACGCAGGGGGAGGGGCUGGAAGGAGGGAAGGGUGAACUGAAGAAACCUCAGACCCUGGGUCAAGGACACAUGUUGAAGAAAGGAAGAAACCCACCCGUGGGAGUCACAUCCCCGAUCACACACACCUCUCAGAGUGGGCUCAAAGUGGCAGGUACUGUAAAGUCAGAUGGGAAGCCAAUGGAUAAAUCUCGGCUAGCAGUGAAGACCUCUGGCCUUCAGCGCUCCUCUUCUGAUGCCGGUAAAGACCACAGAAAUGGCACCGGUGCUGGUGAACAACGUAAACCUCCGUCCGGCCUCGUCAGGCCCUCUACUGGUGGAAACUUUGGCUUCAAAAAGCCCACCACGGCUACCAAUAACGGCACAAACAAUGCUGGCUCUGCAAAUGUGGGCAAGAUUCCCAAAACGUCGGGUAUUCCUGUCAAACCAGGGGCUGGUGGUGGUGGUGGAGGAGGAGGGCGUAAGACAAGUCUUGAUGUUUCAAGCAGCGACCAGAGUGGUUUUCUAUCUCCAAAUGCCAGGACGUCUCUCCAGUACCGCUCUCUGCCUCGUCCAGCAAAGACAAGCACCCUGACGCUAACCCGACCAAGCUCGGCCCGCCCGAUGAGCACCACAAUGGACAUCGGCUCCGGGCUGAUGAAACCGCCCCAGGGCUCAAAGCUCAAAGAGCCCGCCUCAGGGCUCGGUUCUGGGUUGGGGAAGGCGGGUGGUCGUGGAAUCCCGAGUCCCGGUCCAGUCAACCAGACAGACAGAGAGAAAGAGAAAGAGAGGGCCAAAGCCAAAGCUGUAGGGUCUGACUCUGAGUGUGGAGGGGGGUCUCUGAAGGGCAGCCCUGCUCAGACCCCCUCAGAGAACGGAGGGAAGCUGCAGGGGCUAAGACCUCCCAGCAGUGGCAAGGGCAUGGAUCUGCCCUCACCCAACACACACAGGUUAUCUGGCAUGCGCAGCCUAGCAAAGCCUCCAUCCAUGGCCCAGCUUGACAAGCUGAACUCAAACAGCCUCGAGGUGGGAGUUCAUGACUCCCUGCCACCCAAGAUCCCUCCUUACUCUAAACUCCAGGACCUGGCCAGCUCAGCAGGCAUCUCCACUGGCCCCUGCCUGACCCCCAGCCCUGCCCCUUUACUCAACGUGAACUCUUCAGCCUGCUUCACAGGCUCAGGGACUGGGUUGGGGCCCAGGCAGGUCUCUUCUCUCGGGGUUCAAGGGAGCGGAGGGAGCACCUCUCCCCUGCUCUACCCUCGUCUGUCUGGGAUGCAUCGCAGCAUGGAGUCACUGCAGCUUCAGAUGAGUCUGGCCCCAGAGCCCCAGGAGAGGGAGAAGACGAGGGAGAGGGAGCAUUUGGUGAGAGGCUACACCACCUUAGAGUCCCGACACAAAGAUAGGCAGGAAGACGGAGGCCCUCCUGCCAGCUGGAGCUCUGGAAGUAAAGUCUCACUGACGCUCACAGACAGUUCUCAGAGAGACAGAAACACACUGCCAAAGAAAGGUUUAAGUUUCAGUGGCGCUUCCCAGGUUGAGGAGGAAGGAAAGGAGAAAGGAGAGAGGAGACACUCUCAUACUAUUCUCAGCAUGACCGACUCGCUCACUCUCCCACUGCUGUCCUCCCCCACCUCCCUACCCCGCACCUCUAAGACCAGCAUGGUCCCCAGCCCUGUCAGUGGCCCUCCGAGGAUGACCCGAUCCAACAGCAUCCCAACACACGAUGCUUCUCUGGAGCUGUACGGAGCGUCUCCGCUGGGCAGCACGCUGUCCCUGUCUGAACGCCCUCGCAGCAUGGGAAUGGUCCGCUCCGGAUCCUUCAGGGACAAGGAGGCCGACGAGGUUCACGGGUCUGUACUGUCCCUGGCGUCCAACGCCUCGUCAAGCUACUCCUCGGUGAGUGUGGGCAGCAUGCAGACUCAGGCUGAGGAAAGGAUUCAGGGAGAGCAAAUCCGUAAGCUGAGGAGGGAGCUGGAGUCGUCGCAGGAGAAGGUGUCCAACCUGACAACACAGCUCACUGCAAACGCGAAUCUGGUGGCAGCCUUUGAGCACAGUUUGCAGCUGAUGACAACUCGGCUGCAGAGUCUGUCAAUGACACAGGAACAGAAGGACACAGAGCUGGCGGAGCUGAGGGAGACCAUUGAGGCUCUGAAGUUCAGGAACGAAGAAGCCCAGGCUGUCAUACAAGGAGCCUUGAACACCCCGGAGAAUAUGAAAGACAUGCGUAUGCGACGUCAGAACUCGUGUGAGAGCAUCUCCAGCCUCAACAGCCUGACCAGCAUGUCGAGUGUGGGCAGUCUAAAGGACCAAGAUGCCAAGAAGAAGAAGAAAAAGAGCUGGCUGAGGAGCUCCUUCAACAAGGCAUUCAGCAUUAAGAAAGGCUCCAAAACGUACUCAGACAUUGAGGAAAUUGCCACCCCCGACUCCUCGGCUCCCAACUCCCCAAAAAUGCUCCACGAGGGGUCAGAAGAAGGAGAAAACCAGCCGACGUCCCUCAAAACCUCGACCUCUGCCACCUCUUCUGUGAUCAUGGAGACGACAGAAGAGGGAGACAACGAGGAGACGGCGGUGUCAGAUUUACGCUCAGAACUCUGGCUGAAAGAAAGAGAACUCACAGACAUCCGACUGGAAGCCUUGAGCUCUGCACACCACCUAGAGCAGCUCCGAGAAGCCAUGAACAGCAUGCAGUCAACAGUGGAGAACCUGAAGGCGGAGAAUGACCAUUUGAAAACCGGCACUGGUCCCGUCUCUGGUCCCACCGUUAUUCCCGCCUCUAUUCCCACCUCUGGUCCCACUUCUGGUCUCAGCUCUGGUCCAACCUCUUCCACUUCGCAGCCUUCAGGCCUGGCCUCUCUCCUGGGACCCUCACUGAGGCAGCCAAUGAGCAUGUCCCUCACCAAGUCCUUCAGCCUCAGUCUGAAUGAUUGUAAAGAUCCAGAGGUGUCUCCAGUUGACACGUUAAGCGUGUCCUCCCAGCGGGAUGAGGUGUGUGCACAGGUGCUCGUCCGCAUUGCAGAUCAAGCAGAGGACAGUAAGCAGCAGCAGGAGUUCUACCUGGGCUCAGUGCCGGUCAGUGCAAGGACAGACUGGUCCUGCCUCGACUCUCUUAUAGCGAAGACCUUCAAGGACUACUUAACUCAAGUAGACCCAACUGCCAGCCUGGGCCUUUCCUGUGAUUCGCUGCACAUGUACCAGUUGACCCAGGGAGGGCAAAGGGUGAUAGGAGGAGAAAAACCUCAAGCCUCGCCUCAUCGCUGUCUCAGCAGUGGUUCAGCUCGAAUACUUGUCACUUUGAAAGGUCUCAGAGAAAAAUGUGUUGACUCGCUGGUGUUUGAGACUCUGAUUCCGAAGCCGAUGAUGCAGCACUACAUCAGCUUGCUGCUGAAGCACAGGCGUCUGGUUCUGUCUGGGCCCAGUGGGACAGGCAAGACCUACCUGGCCCAGCGUCUGGCCCACUACCUCCUGCAGCGCAGCCGGACCGACUCGUCCGAGACCGACCAUGAGACCUGUGUCCUCGGCCGCAGCGCCGCCGUCACCUUCAACAUGCACCGCCAGUCACAGAAGGAGUUGCAGUUGUAUCUGUCCGAUCUCGCAAAUCAGAUAGACAGAGACAGUGGAGGAGAACUGCCGCUGGUUGUUAUAAUAGAUGACAUCAGUGAUUCAGCGACCAUCACUGAGCUUGUUAACGGAGCGCUUACCUGCAAGUACCACAAAUGUCCCUACAUCAUCGGGACAACUAAUCAGCCAGUGAAGAUGACAUCUAACCACAGUCUGCACCUUAGUUUCAGGAUGGUAAUGUUUUCCAACAACGUGGAACCAGCUAACGGGUUCCUGCUGAGGUACCUGCACCGUAAAGCUGUGGAGAGCUACCAACAGAAGGAGCAGGACUCAGCACGCCACCAGGCUCUACUCCGCGUAUUGGACUGGAUCCCUCAGCUCUGGUACCACCUCCACACUUUCCUGGAGAAACACAGCACUUCAGACUUCCUCAUAGGUCCCUGCUUCUUCCUGUCAUGCCCGGUGUCAGUGGCAGAGUUCAGGCAGUGGUUCAUUGACCUGUGGAACCACUCCAUCAUACCGUACCUGCAGGAGGGAGCCAAAGACGGCAUCAAGGUGCACGGGCAGAAGGCAGUAUGGGAGGAUCCAGUGGAGUGGGUGAGAGGAACUCUCCCGUGGCCCAACGCACAGCAGGACCAGUCCAGGCUCUUUCACCUACCUCCCCCCAGCAUAGGGCCACCCAGUGAGGAGAAGAAGCCCCCCAAAGAUACGCCUCCACCCAGCACACUGGAGUCAGAUCCACUGAUGGCCAUGCUGCUGAAGCUCCAGGAGUCGGCCAACUACAUCGAGUCUCCGGAGCGGGAAGGCUGUCUGGAUCCCACUCUGCAGGCUACACUCUGAGGAUAACAUGCGGCUGUCAGUCAAGCUUUGGAACUAAAGACUCUUUAUUGUGGCUGACACAGCGGGUGAAGUCCCAAUGAGACUUUAAAAACUCAAUAAUUAACUUAACUGUGUGCUCAGUGAGCAGCUACAAAGCUAAAUGUAAAGGAUCUAUAGAGAGAGUGAUUAUGGACGAAGGGUUUGCUCUGCCCUGCUAUCAGAAAGACAAUUAAACUGCUUUCAUUGGAAGCUGUGAUGAUCAUGUGAGGGAAAGACAUCCACUUGUCUCUUCUCUGCCCUCAAUUUGUUCCAGAUGGGUUGUUGUUGAAUCUGCAAGUGCAUGGUAAAUGGAAUAUUAUGAUGCAAAAUAUUAACUAUAAUCCUAUUGAUCAAGACCCAUUUUUUUCCUUUUUCUGUUUGAUUGCCACAACUUUCACCACAAACUAUUGGUGCUUACUGUUACAAGUUUGAUUUGAAUGCUUCAUCACAAAGAAAUUUCGCCUCAGACUAACUAACUCCUCAAAAGUUGGAUCAUCACGUGAAGACAGCCAAAAAUGCACUUUAUUUUUUACGUGGUAAUUGGAUUUUAGGAGGCUGUGACUGUGCAUCAAAUGGGAAAUCCCGCAGUUCAUUAGUAAUUCCUCUAGAUGGCAGCAUUUACUCCUGCCUCAGUGCUCUCCUAGCGUGCUUUCUGACUUGGUGCUCAGUAGAAUAUUACACACACUCUAUAACACAACUAUGAGAAUGGCCUUGAAUGUUUUUUUCUCCUUAGUUCAGGCAUUGUGUCAGUCAUGGAAUCGAAUAGCAGAACUGUGAAGAUGUAAGAGUAACAUGCAUGGGUGAAUAAAGAAAUAAUUGGUUUUAGGGUCAGUCUGUAAAGAAAAACCAUUGGUUUCCAGCAGUAAUAUAAUUAUAUCGUAUCCACAGAAACUGACAUUGACCCUAGUCAACAUACUGUAUUGUAAACAGAAAAAAAGCUGCUUGUUUUAUCUAGUCUGCCCAAACGGCCUACCGUUUCUGACUAUGCUUGCGUAUAUUCUGUAUUUAGAUAUCUGUUUCAAACACAAAAUUCUCUUGUGAUAGAUGAGGAUACAGCUUUGAAAAUCUUGAUUUUGUAGAAUUUUAUACUGAGUCAUCUUCAACAAUCAUCUGUAUACAGCAGCUGUCACCUAUGUAUACCUGAAACAGUACAUUACACUCCUGUCACCACUGUUUUUUGAUCAUUCCUCAUUCGUCGACCCACAAGGGGAGCUGGGGAAAUUGAACUGCCAUCAAGUUAUAAGAAUCUGUACAAAAAAACAAACAUUUCCCUUCCUCACUGCAUUUGCUCUUUAUAUCUUUGAUAACAUACCUAACUGUAGAAGACAGCUUCUCAUGCGUUGUUUUAAGAGUUACUGUCAGAGUAAGGGCUGGGGGUAAGAAAAGAUGAAACUCAUUUUUAAGUGGCUUCCUCCUAUUCCUCUCUUCCGUUUGUUUGCACAUAAUAUAUGUUAGAGUACUAGAUUACAGAGAGUAUUUAUUGCUCACAUCUUGACUGUUCUUGUGAUGAAAGAAGACAGGAUAAAAAUAUGAGGAAGAGGAGGUAGGUAGUCGAGAUAUUCUUAAGCCCCGUCUGUGCCCCUUUGACCCUGAAGUACCUCAUUAGACUGCCAUAUUCUGUCCAGAUGUUCCUCUACUUUUCCAAACAGGGUGCUGGUUUUAAAGUAGAGACAUGAUGCCUAAGUCUAUCCGUGCCUGAAACACAAUUUGGCCUAAAGCUGCUUUUCAAGCUGCUUUAAUCUACCACACAGAGGCCUCGAUUUAGAGGAAACAUCAUCACUUCCUCUCACCUACUCUGAUGUCACUUUAAUGUCGUCACCUUGAUGCCCAGAUUUAGGUGGAGAGUGGGUAAUUAAGUUUGACCUGUGGCUGGUGGGGAUAAGCUGUUAGUUAAGAUGAUGUGUGUGUCAGUUAACUCUGCAGAAGAAGAUGAGAAUAUGUAUCAUGACUGGGCUGCUUGUGUGAGAUUUUUAACACCAUUUGUGUGAAACACUUGACAUCUUCGUGGAGUUGCCUGAGAGUUGGAAGCAGUGUAAGAACAGUUAUUAGUCUGGAGAUGUAAUAUCGAUGCAUGUACCCCUGAUGUGUUCCCAAAGUUUUGUUUCAUUGGACCUACCACACUUAACCUUAUCGCGGGAGGGGUUUUUAUUAACUGGAUAUCUUCCUCUUUUCACGUUGUUUUUAAGAGCAGACAUUUGUUUUUCUUAUGCAAAUAUUUGUAAAGGUUUAUUUCUCUUUUGUACAUGACAUCACUAUUGUAAACACUGUAAAUAGUCCGUGCAUCUGCGACAACAAUCACUAAAACGUGUAGAGAUCUAAGAGACGGCAUGGCUCCCUGUAUGCAGAAAAAGGGCGUCCUCAGUGGGUUUUAUUGUCUUCCUCCAGUGGGAAGGAGCACUUGGCUUAAAAAGGGGGCCUGAAAUGGUUGUAUGGCAUGUCUCUAUAACCACAUCAAAUCUCAUAUGUCUAACAUUGAGCAAUGGACACAAUAAAAU
Molecule: messenger RNA, 9398 nt
Organism: Centropristis striata (black sea bass)
Lineage: Eukaryota; Metazoa; Chordata; Actinopteri; Perciformes; Serranidae
Product: neuron navigator 1-like
Exons: 31
Coding region: 1-6885 (2294 amino acids)
Biological process (GO): neuron migration; microtubule bundle formation; neurogenesis
Cellular component (GO): axon initial segment; microtubule cytoskeleton
Molecular function (GO): ATP hydrolysis activity
Source: RefSeq, a predicted model, not a curated record